CCACAAUGUGGUCCCUUGUGGCAAUUCCAUUAAGUCGAAUUAAAUGAGAUCACUCUUGGUCCCCUGCUGUCUGCUAAGCCAGGUAAGUCCAUCUCUGCUGGGAUAUAACUGCUUUUGAUAUGUCAUGCUCAUUGACAUAAGAAAUAUCCAGCAGAGCAGUCCCAUCAAAUCACAGGCGGACGUAUGACCAGCCACUUAAUCCAAAACAGGCUUUUAAAAAGUGUGGUGCUUAAAUAGAGGGCACGGAUAGUACUUUGCCCACUUUGGCACGGCUCUGAGAGUAUCACCACCACCACACCAGCCACAUAUCAAGUCAUGGGCAACAGCAAGAGCUGUGCUCUCUCCAAGGAGGUGCUGGAGGAUCUGAAGCUGAACACCAGGUAUACAGAGGAGCAGCUGUACACCUGGUACCAGACGUUCCUGCGGGAGUGUCCCACGGGCCGCAUCAGCCAGCAGCAGUUCGAGAGCAUCUACGCCAGCUUCUUCCCGGACGCCGACCCCAAGGCGUACGCGCAGCACGUCUUCCGCAGCUUCGACCAGAACAGCGACGGCACGCUGGACUUCAAGGAGUACAUCGUGGCGCUGCACCUCACCUCCUCGGGGAAGACCAUGGAGAAGCUGGAGUGGGCCUUCGCCCUCUACGACCUGGACGGCAACGGCAGCAUCACCAAGAACGAGAUCCAGGAGAUCGUCAGGUCAAUAUUCAAUAUGAUCUCUAAAGAAGCCCAGAAAAAUCUCCCUCAGGAUGAAAAUACCCCAGAAAAGAGAGCUGAUAAAAUCUGGGACUUCUUUGGGAAGAAGGAGAAUGAUAAGAUAACAGAGGGGGAGUUCAUUCAAGGGAUUAUGGACAACAAGAACAUCCUGAGACUGAUCCAAUUCGACGAGCCACAGAAAGUCCAAGAGCGGUUAAAGGAGAAGAAGCACUAGAGUUUCAUCUGAAUGCAUCACCAGUCGGUCAUCCAUCAUGCUACUCAAAGCCUCUCGGCCUCGCCAUUUUUAGGAGACAGAUGGCGAAAUCACUGACAAGUAUUUUAUUCAUAUUUAUUUGUUUUAUUUUCAAACAUCAUUCAACAUUUUCCUUCAGGUUUACAGUCAACUCCCCUUCUGAAUUGGACAUCUUAAUAGCUCAAGCAUGCAAUGUUAUCUUAUAGUGUUAUAGACGUCUUUUUCUUUUAUUAAAACAUGUGCAAGAUGUACUGUAAUGUAUUUUACAACAAAGAUAGAAAAGUAUGUUCUUAGACAGUUGAAAAAUAACUUGUGAAAUGUGUAUCAUUUCUGUACAAUUGUCAUUAUCAUUAGCAGUCACAGUCAAAACCAUUUAUAACAUACACAUAUUAAUAUGAAUAGUACAUUAUUAUUAUUAUUAUUUUGCAGACAAGAACAUUAUAAUAUUUUUUCUCAGAACACGUCACCUACAGUACAAAAUGCUUCUUAUGUCCCGAAAGA
Molecule: messenger RNA, 1446 nt
Organism: Sardina pilchardus (European sardine)
Lineage: Eukaryota; Metazoa; Chordata; Actinopteri; Clupeiformes; Clupeidae
Gene: rcvrnb
Product: recoverin b
Exons: 3
Coding region: 316-927 (203 amino acids)
Molecular function (GO): calcium ion binding
Source: RefSeq, a predicted model, not a curated record